Molecule: messenger RNA, 2508 nt
Organism: Malaya genurostris
Lineage: Eukaryota; Metazoa; Arthropoda; Insecta; Diptera; Culicidae
Product: forkhead box protein fkh-2-like
Exons: 10
Coding region: 748-1821 (357 amino acids)
Biological process (GO): cell differentiation; anatomical structure morphogenesis; regulation of transcription by RNA polymerase II
Molecular function (GO): RNA polymerase II cis-regulatory region sequence-specific DNA binding; DNA-binding transcription factor activity, RNA polymerase II-specific
Source: RefSeq, a predicted model, not a curated record
UGUAUGGGUUGGUUGCUGCCGGUGCCGUUUCCUCUCUACACGAUGACGAUGACUUCUGAGUAUGUGAAGAGGAUCGUCGCUCGAUUCAUUCCGCUGGCCGCGGAGUAAAAGCGAAAAAGUAAACUCCUCGCUGCGUUAGUACGUUACCAAUUUUCGUUUAGUAAACAACGGGGUCUCGAGUUUUGCCUCAACUGCUGAGCUAAAUAUUAAACAGUCAGUGGCAGUGGAAAAAUUAAACUUCUGCCGAUCCACUGCGCACAGCACGGUUGGUGUGAUUACUGCCGAAUGCUGAUCGACGUGCGACGACGUUGGCUCGGUCAUCUCAGGCUCGGUCCGGAACAGGGUUCCUCGCGGAUUUCGUAAAUAUUGAACCACUUGGAUGAUAAUAUUUACUAGCCGCCGAUAUUUACUACACAGCGCACAGGUGGAUUAUCGUUCGGUCCGGUGAAUUUGUUUGGAAAAUAUUCGUGCUUAAGAAAAUAUUGUGCCAAUGUGAAUGCUGUGCGCGUCUAAACAUCGGAAAACAAAAUCAUCGAUCACUCAAUCGUUCUCGAAUAAGUAGUUUAGUGUAACAAAUUUGGAAGAAUAAGAAAAGCGUGUGUUAUCUCGGCAUACAGGAACGUAUUAAUUUUGCAGGAUAUUUUAACUGAAAGUAGCGUCUCCGUUCUACGGGAGGCUCCGGAGAAUUUUCAUUGCACAACUGUUCAGAAAUUUUUAAAAAUUCUUAUCGGAAGCGAAAUAGACUACAUGUUGGCGACAACGGCCGCCAACAGCGACAUGGCGCCACCGGAUGGUCCCAUGCAGUAUGACACCAAAUGGCAUACCAUGAACUUAUUAAAUCUACCAAAGAUAAAACAGGAAAAUUUCAACCACUUAGUACCACUUCCCGCGUACGAGCAGGUUAAAUCCCCCGGAACACCUCAACUACCGACCGUAAUCGAGCGGGUUCACGAGGAACAGCCCGAAAGUGCGGACGCAAUCAUUACCGCCACGACUACGAUCAAGACAGAUGAUAUUACCGGUAACGGGCUGGUCGGUGACGACAGAAAUCCAACCACGAGUUCCUCGAGUCCAACGGGAACGAAUCGAAACACGAACGCCAAACCUCCGUACAGCUAUGUGGCGUUGAUAGCCAUGGCCAUUCAGCAUUCCCAAAUGAAACGAGCAACGCUGAGUGAAAUCUACGGUUACAUAACGUCUCGCUUUCCGUACUUCGAGAAAAACAAAAAGGGUUGGCAGAACUCGAUUCGUCACAAUCUCAGCCUGAACGAGUGUUUUGUGAAGAUUCCUCGGGAGGGUGGCGGAGAACGGAAGGGGAACUACUGGACGCUGGAUCCCCAGUACGAGGACAUGUUCGAGAAUGGAAAUUUCAAACGGAGGAGGCGAAUGAAGCGACCGUAUCGUACCGGUCAUUAUUCGAAAAUGUUUGGAGACUCGUACAUGACGAAUGCGGGAAGUUUUAGUCAUCGGCCGGUGUUCACCCAAAAUCCCUACCAGACGUAUCCGCGGUAUGAUACGGGGACAACGUGGAUGCCAGCACCACAACUUGGCUCGUAUACCUCCUGCUCGACGAGGUCUAACUACUCAUACUCAACACCGCUGCAACAACCGGUGCAACCUGUCACUAUUAACACCUACGGAUCGCUAUCCAACAACUUGGUUUCAGGCAGCACUCCUCCGCCAUGUCCAAGGCGGUUUGAACCCUACUAUUCACAUUGGGAUACGGCAAUACUGCCGAUAGUGAAGGACGAGAAUCCCAACCAGAUGAGCGUUACGUCAACCCAGCAGAACUACCAGAAAACUUAUCUGCCGCAGCCCUAACAGCGACAAUGGAUGGCAUCACUGCCGAAACUACCCCAACAGCGCAUAAUGGAGCUCGUACCGAACAAACUCAAUCCAAACAUUUUCUGUAGAACUAGACGGAAACAACAAGUGGAACAGUUUCCGUUUUACGUCUAGGUCGGAAUUCGCGCACGCGUAGUGGACUUGUUACCGGAAAUAAAACAUUUUUAAAAUAGGAUUCACCAAAGUAAAAAUAGUACUUGCGGAAAUGCAGUUUGUUUAAGUGAAAAUAUUUCAAUUGCAUUUACCGAGUAGUGGUCAAGGAAUUGAAAAAAUCGUAAUCAUUUUCUUAAUUAAAAUUGAUGUACAAACAAAAUUGUAAACAAACCAAACACCGUUUGCUGUAAAUAGGUUAUUAUCUAAAACAGGAAUUUACUCUAAUGAUCGGGAUCUCUAGUGGUAAUAAUGAAACGGCAGAUUUUAUAGAAAGAAUUACACUGAAGGCUAUAACAGUAAAUUAUUUAUUUUAUGAAAUAAAGCAAAAACUAGCUUAGUUAUUGAAGAGAAAUAUUUGUUAGAAACUGCAGCAAUUCUGAUUAUAUUAGUAAAUUGUUUGGAAACUCGUUGUACAUGAUGGUGAAAAUUUCCGUCCAAACAAGUGACUGUCUGUCCCAACAUUGCGUUCUAAUCGACGUUUCAAAUAAAACUGUACGAAACUACACUCAA